Molecule: messenger RNA, 645 nt
Organism: Propithecus coquereli (Coquerel's sifaka)
Lineage: Eukaryota; Metazoa; Chordata; Mammalia; Primates; Indriidae
Gene: CEACAM18
Product: carcinoembryonic antigen-related cell adhesion molecule 18
Exons: 4
Coding region: 1-645 (214 amino acids)
Source: RefSeq, a predicted model, not a curated record
AUGGACCUUUCCAGCCCCAGGUGCAGCCUGUGGAGGGGCCUCAUGCUGGUGGCCAGUCUGCUGGCCCGCCAGGCCUCUGGCCAAAUCUUCAUCACCCAAGUCCAAAGGAUCAAGGGAUAUGUGAGUAUCCUGGGCCUAGAGAACGCCCCCGAGAAUGUCCAGGAAUACAGCUGGUACCAGGGCACACAGGACAGCACAGGAAAUAUGAUUCUCAGCUACAAACCUCCCAAUCCCCGGGAGCCUGGGCCCAUGUAUAGCGGCCGGGAGAGAGUGACCGGAACAGGUGACUUGGUGAUCAGAAACUCUAUGCUAAAUGACACAGGAAACUACACCGUUCGGGUGGACGCUGGCAACGACACCCAAACAGCAACCGGCUGGCUCGAGAUUCACGUGUUGGGAAGCAACCUGGGCAUCUCAGUCAACGCCACCUCCCUGGUGGAGAACAUGGAUUCCGUGGCCGCCUACUGCCACACCAACGUCACCAGUGUCCCCUGGUAUUUGAAUGCUGUACCAACAUCCAUCAGUCACUGGAUAACUAUUUCCCCCGACAGAAAGACCCUCGUCAUGCACAGGGUCAGCCGCUAUGACAGGACCCUGCAGUGCGCGGUGGAAAGCCCUGAGGCCAUCCUGGCUUCAUUCCCAUGA